AUGGACUCUUCUAUCGAAAGAACGCAAGUGGAUAAAUCCGGACGAAUGCACAAGCGAUCUCGCUCUGGCUGCUAUACUUGUCGGCUACGACGAAAGAAGUGCGACGAAGGGCACCCGGCCUGCAAAGCCUGCGCAAACCUCAACAUUGCCUGUGAAUAUAAAAGACCAGACUGGUGGACCAACGCUGAGCACCGGAGACAACACAAGGAGAAGAUAAAGAAUAGAAUCAAGCAGACCAAGUCAUUGGAGCGAAGUGGUUCCAUUCAUGGACGCAUGAACCGUGCCCUAUCCUCGCCACAUUCCAGUGACCGUGAUCUCCAUCACCCAAUAUACAUUGAGAACUGUGAUCCUAACUUCGGGGCGCACUUCUCAACCCCCGGAUUUGUGCCGAUAUCCUACUCUCAACAUUACCCAUAUGAGGUCGACGUCAAAACAGAACGCCAAACAUUUGUCAACGAUGUACCACUACGACGCGACUCUUCAGUCUCAACUUUCAACGCUCUGGGACCCCCCCAAUUGCAUGCAACGCUUCCAGCUUUCCAAUCAGAUGGAUGGUUUCAAGAAGAAUACUUCGAUCCUGCUGGCCAGGUAACAGGUCAAGGCAUGCUUGGUAACCCGGAAUUUGCACAGUACCCGACUUCUUUGAGUUCCAACAUUUUGGUUGACGACUAUGACCGUCCACUCUUGGACCACUUCGUGGACAAUGUCUUGCGCAUGAUUUUCCCAAUCCUGCAGGUCCACCAGCGUGGCGCAUUACAUACAACAUCCGUUCUUCAAUCACUCGAAGCAAACAAGUCCUACUUCCACUGCUGUCUAAGUGUAUCUGCGAUUCACCUCAAGACCACAAGUGGACUGACCGGUGAGCAAAUCGACAACGAUAUCAUGCGCCAUCGCUAUGAGGCAAUCUCCGAGCUCUGCCAAGCACUCAACAAGGACUCCGACCACGAAAGCAUACUGGAUGCCACACUCGCAAUGAUCUUCUUCCAUUGCUCAGUUGGUGCCCCCGAUGAUCACUUGCCCGAUAUCCCCUGGAAUGACCAUUUCCAAGCUGUCUCAAACUUGGCAAGCAAGCUGGAUUUGACCAGCCAAGUAAGCUCGGGUGGUUAUAUUCACUCGCCUCCACCUUUUGCCAUGUCCUUGACUUCUUGGAUCGACAUUCUGGGUGCAACUAUGCUUGGAAAGACGCCACAAUUUGCCCACUCAUAUCGCUCUAAGCACCUGAGCGGAACUUCAUCCGGUCUUCGCGAGCUGAUGGGCUGUGAUGACCGUGUGAUGUACCUGAUCUCAGAGAUAUCUUGUCUCGAAUCACUCAAAGCCGACGGUCGCGUUGAUUUCAACCUCAUUUGCUCUCAUGUUUCCGCCCUGGGCAACCAGUUGAAAUCCACAGAGGAUGAGGAUCCCACAUUGAGGAGUUGCUACUGCCCAACAACUGGAUCAAUCAACCAUGAAGCAUUGACAAAGACCGUGACAGCUGUUUUCCGCAUUGCCGCCCGCAUCUAUCUCUGCAGCCUGGUUCCCGGAUCCGACCGAAACCAAUCCAGCACUAUCAACCUCGUCAACGCUCUGACAGAUGCUUUAUCGUAUAUUCCAACAGGACCUUUUGGAUUCGAUCGCUCCCUCGUGUGGCCACUCCUGAUUGCGGGUGCCUUUUCGACCCCAUCAAGCUCGUUCCGCCAGGUUCUCGAUGAUAGAAUCACAACCUUGGGCGAAAUUGCAGACCUCGGCAGCAUUGGUCGCAUGUACCGACUGUUAAAUGAGUACUGGCGCUUGACCGAUGACCCAGUCAGCCCAUCCUUCCCUUCGCAGGACAGUCAGUUGGAGUCGGGAAAGCACAUCAAUGAGACAGCCCCAGGGCCCGAUUUGUCGGUCCCAAUUCUGUCACCUGGCAUGCGAGAGAUCAAGAGACAAAAGGUUCACUGGCGAGAUGUCAUGAACCGAAACGGCUGGCGUUAUCUUCUGAUCUAA
Messenger RNA from Penicillium olsonii, 1965 nucleotides. Lineage: Eukaryota; Fungi; Ascomycota; Eurotiomycetes; Eurotiales; Aspergillaceae. The record is from the annotation of a GenBank genome assembly.